Xylona heveae TC161 is the source of this 1591-nucleotide messenger RNA. RefSeq lists its product as hypothetical. Bases 119 to 1348 code for a protein of 409 amino acids. Gene Ontology annotation, molecular function: protein binding. The record is from RefSeq and is a predicted model, not a curated record. Lineage: Eukaryota; Fungi; Ascomycota; Xylonomycetes; Xylonales; Xylonaceae. The transcript has 2 exons.
GGUGCUACGCCACUACCACUCAUCAUUAAAACCCCUUUGGUGCCUUUAUCGUCAUCAUUACUUACUACGUAAUAUGCGUACACUAAUCAUCUUUCAAGCAAAUUAGGCAAAUUCAACAAUGACCUGCCUGUGCAGUAAGUUGCGCUCUUGUUCGUACGACACCAUCACACCGGAUGAAUGCACACUUCUCAAUGAGACUUAUCGGAUCGCCCCCUCAUUAUUUCGCAAAGAUACCCGGCAAGAACGACUCGAAAUAUUGAGCAAAAGUUAUCCAGACACAGAAUUCGAAUUCUUUUGGAAGAAUGUGCGUCAGCCGCAGGAAUAUUUGAAGGAACAGCUGGCCAAGGACAAUUUAUUAUCUUGUCCCCAAACUGAUACCAUUGUCCACGUCUAUCUUGCUAUUACCUCACUUGAGCCAAAUCUUGUCAUACGCCAAAUCAUGAAACGAAUCUACUGUCUGGCCCUUUCAAGGAAAUAUCCGAUACGUACGUCUCAUACUGCUAGUGUCUCCCGGAUCCUGCAACUUCCAGGCAAUUUGGAUCCCAAGAGCGUCAGUAAUAAAUUUAAGAAAUUGGUGUGUUAUGGUCGCCGUUGGGAAUGGAUCGUCCGGAAAUUUGCUGGCGAGACGGGAAUGUUAUGUUUACUUGGAAAAAAUUGGGUUGUUCUCAACCAAUUGCAGCUCCUUAGGGGUAAGAUAUUUCGCUACCAAGGACAUUUUCAAGCUGCUUUGGUACAAUUCAAGCAACUUUUUCAGGAGGUCGAGAACCAUGGGGACCUCUAUUUCGACAUUCGCCGUGAGCUUUUUUGCAACUUGGCGGAUGCCCUCUGCGAGUCCGACAAAGGAGAAGAAGCCGAGAGAAUCUUGACUGGCGAACUUGCGCGUCCUUAUGAUGGGUAUAGCUCACGAGACGUCUCGGAGUUAAAGUUGUCCCUGGUCGAAGCUCUGCUACAACAAGGACAGGGACGGCUUGCUGAAGCCCAGAAUAUUCUUGAUGGACAUCCUUGGGGAAAGCUUCCACGAGCGGCGCAGCUCCGUCUACUUACUCUCCAAGCACGGAUUCACCACUCACAGGCACAAUAUGCCGAGGCGAAAGCAAAAUGGUCUGAAGCUCUUGACUAUGUUCAGAAAUUCCCUCUUGGCCAUGGGCACGCAUCCAGGGCAAUCCUGUCUUCGCUUGCGGAUUCUUUACUUAACAUGGGCGACUUGGAAUUUGGUAAAUUAAGUAUAGAGCAAGGCAAGGUGAUGGCUACCGAGGGUGGCUGUCGAUUUUGGAUUGCGGGGCUGGGGAGUUACUGGCUUGAUUGGGUGAAGACACGAGGAGCUGAACAUGCUCUUCGCUCAAAGUAGGGCGAUUUUCCAUUGUGGAGAAGAGAGCCAAGAGUUGCUUCGCUUCUUUCACCUGCUUCUUCGUACCCUUCAUCUUAAUCUCAACGCGACCAGAGGUAUCGACUGCAUCUCUGGCGCCAGGAAUGUCAAUCUGAGAUUCUGAGCACCAGUAUUCACGUGGAGUUUGUCUGGUUUCGUUUUAAAUAGACAUGUCUAAAGUAUACUUAGGUAUAAAUAGGCAAAAUAUUUUUAUUUUUCGCGCAU